Heterobasidion irregulare TC 32-1 is the source of this 1156-nucleotide messenger RNA. RefSeq lists its product as uncharacterized. The record is from RefSeq and is a predicted model, not a curated record. The transcript has 5 exons. NCBI's taxonomy places the organism in Eukaryota, Fungi, Basidiomycota, Agaricomycetes, Russulales, Bondarzewiaceae. The annotation marks the transcript as partial.
AUGGACAGAGAGGAACGCAAGAUCCAGCGUCGUUGUGAACUCCCCGUGCAAGAUGCUACAGAGUUGAACGAAAGAGUGGAUCUCGGCCGUGCUGGAGUAAGCGACGCACCUCAGGGAUCUGCGAUUACCGAGGACGGCAACAGUUAUUGUAUAAGGGGCCCAGGGUCCUUGUACGCGACGAGGACCCUUGUCGAGUUUCACGAGCGCGAUCCGACAGGUGGCGAUGCGUUGAAGCAAACAUCUCUGCGCGAUGGCUGCCAACUCCUCCGAUCCAAACACAUCCCUGAGACGUCUCCGAGGGUUCUUGUGACGGUCGAGAACGGAGAGCGCACGCACCACGGCAUCAGAGCUCGAAGCCUGCAGUCCAAAGAAAAUGACGGUAAAUAUCGUGACGAAGGCGCCGAGACAUGGCCAGACAGAACACGGCGACGAUACCCGUCUCAAGGGACGGAGACUGGUGAGGAACAGCUAUCGGCUCCUUCCGAAUCUGAGCAAAACGGCGUCCAUGAUAAUACUCCCGCCAAAGAAGAGCUCAGGCGUCUGCGUACGCAAUUGCUGACGCUGCAGGCUACCGUGAAGCCUCGUCGACGAAUUCCCGGAUUGGAUUUUGCUGAGAGUUGGGCUCUUGAGGACUUUUCAGCCAAGUACGUGCCCUACGUCCCUGAGUUCCAAGUCCAAUUCUCUGCCUCCAUAGGGAUGGAAACCGCGUCACCUGUGCAGUCGGAGGACCCCGGGGCGUUUAAGAGCGUGAUAAAUAGCAGCGGGGAUGGCGAGGGCGGGUCGUUCCAGGUCGUUCCCUCUCCCACCCCCGACGCGAUGCCGCCUCUCCCCACGAGUCCCAUCAUACACCGCGUCGUCCAGCUCGCCGCGAAGACGACUGGCACGACCCGCAAAGAGGAGCGGCCGGGCGGGACCGCCUCUCCUAGCACGCCCAUCGCCCUCGUCGUCGCAAGCGCUGACUCACAGCUCACGAACGGCCCACGUCCCCCUCCCGACCUUUCCCUUUCAAUUGGCCAGAAACCCAUUAACACCUGGCCUCGUCGUCUCACAAGAAUCCCACCUCGCAAGGAACCCCCGCCCCGCCCGACCGACGCGCCUGCAACGGCGCGCUACCGGCCGGACUCUAGCAUGAUAAAAUAUCUCACAAUACAAUACC